AUGCCUCCAAAGAAAAUACAGAGUUUAGAUGAUUUUCUAAACGAUCAGAAGCCUGAUGCCAAUAUGGUACCUUCUCCAUUUGGUGGCUACUUCAAGAAGCAAGAGUCAAACCAGAUGCCUGCUCAGAAGAACUAUAACUCUUACAACCAAAAGCGUAACUGGAAUGAUGGAAGUAACUAUAACAAAAGUACAUACCAAAAUUAUAAUCAAAACCCAGUUAGAGGUUAUCAAUACCAUCAAGCAACUGUUACCCCAAACACAAGUGGUACACCAACUCCAUCUGCUUCCUCUACCACCUUAUCAUCAUUACCCGAUAACGUUGCAAAGCUAGAGCUUUCUCCAGUCUCUGCUCUAUUGAGUGCUCUAUCCCAGUCUGAAUCUAUUGCUGAUUGUAAGAAAACUGCUGAUGAAAUUGUUGCAAAAUUUGAUGAAAGUGAAAAUUACGUAAACGUUAAUUUAGAAGACUGGAAAGUCAAAGAAGUUCUAGUUAAAUUUUUGAAGCCAAAGAACUCUGCCUUAGUGAGAGAAAGUGCUCUUCUUGUAAUCGACAAGUUAGCUCAAAGUCUGGUGACCAAAACUCCACAACAAAUCUUCUUAUUGCAAUUCGUUGAUUUAGUUUUGGAUGCAUAUGCAGACAAAGAAUCAACUGUCAAACGUGCUGCUCAACAUGCUAUUGAUUCCAUAAUUUCUGCCUUCCCUGCUGAAGCUUUAACUUCUAUGGUUUUACCUGUAAUUUUGAAGUAUUUGGCUUCUGGUGCUAAAUGGGGUUCAAAAUUGGGUGCACUAACAGUUAUUGAUAGAAUUAGAGAGGAUGCUCCAAAUGAUUUAUUAGAAUUGACUUUCAGAGAAGCUAUUCCUGUUUUGACUGAUGUUGCUACUGAUUUCAAACCAGAACUAGCCAAGCAAGCCAAGCAAUCAUUAUUAGAAUAUGUUUCCAUUUUAGAUAAUUUAGAUUUGGUUUCUCGUUAUGAAUUAAUCGUCGAUACUUUACAAAAUCCACAAAAAGUCCCAGAAUCCGUCAAGGCCUUAUCUGGUGUCACUUUUGUUGCUGAAGUCACCGAACCAGCGUUAUCAUUGUUAGUUCCAAUUUUAAACAGAUCUUUGAACUUAUCUUCUUCUUCACAAGAACAACUAAGACAAACUGUUAUCGUCAUAGAAAAUUUAACAAGAUUAGUUAACAAUCGUUAUGAAAUUGAAAGUUUUAUCCCAUUAUUAUUACCAGGUGUGCAGAAAGUUGUCGAUACCGCUUCUUUACCAGAAGUUCGUGAGCUAGCUGAAAAGGCAUUAGAGGUUUUAAAAGAAGAUGAAGAGGGUAAGACUGCAGGCGCAUUUGAAGGUAGACUGACUCUGAAUUCAGCUAAGAAAUUUUUGACUGAAAACUUAAAUCAAUUACCUGCUGAUAAAUUUGAUAGCAAAUUAUCUACUCUAUUAAACGAACCAUUUGUUUUUGAAAAUUUAUGCAGAUAUUUAGCAAAUAAUUCUAAUGUCAAUGACUGGAAAAAAAUUGAAUCCUAUUUCAAAUCUACCUUAGGUGAAGAUCACGCUGACUUUAUCAGAAACUGUCUAAUUCACAAUUUGAGAGCGUUAUAUCAUCAAGAAAAGGAAGCUACUGAUGAAAAUGAGGGUAUUGAAAUUGUUAAUACAGAUUUCUCUUUGGCCUAUGGCUCUAGAAUGUUAUUAAAUAAAACUAGACUUCGUCUAUUAAAGGGUCACCGUUAUGGUUUAUGUGGUAGAAACGGUGCUGGUAAAUCCACUUUAAUGAGAUCCAUUGCUAAUGGUCAAUUAGAAGGUUUCCCAGAUAAGGAUACUUUACGUACUUGUUUCGUUGAGCACAAGUUACAAGGUGAAGAAGGUGACCUAGACUUAGUGUCUUUCAUUGCUUUGGAUGAACAAUUACAAAACACAUCUCGUGAGGAAAUUGCUAAAGCAUUAGAAUCCGUUGGUUUUGAUGAUGAGAGAAGAUCACAAACAGUUGGUUCAUUAUCGGGUGGUUGGAAAAUGAAAUUAGAAUUAGCAAGAGCAAUGUUACAAAGAGCUGAUAUUUUGUUAUUAGAUGAACCUACCAAUCAUUUAGACGUUUCUAAUGUUAAAUGGUUAGAGGAGUAUCUGUUAGAGAACACAGAAAUCACUUCAUUGAUUGUUUCCCAUGACUCGGGAUUUUUAGACACUGUUUGUACUGAUAUUAUUCAUUAUGAAAAUAAAAAAUUGGCUUACUAUAAGGGGAACUUGGCUAAAUUUGUUGAACAAAAGCCAGAAGCUAAGGCUUACUAUACAUUAACCGAUUCUAACGCUCAAAUGCAUUUCCCACCUCCAGGGAUUUUAACUGGUGUCAAAUCUAAUACAAGAGCAGUUGCGAAAAUGACUAAUGUGACAUUUACUUAUCCAGGCAGAGAUAAACCACAAUUAGAAAACGCUUCAUGUGCUUUAUCUUUAUCCUCCCGUGUUGCCGUUCUUGGUCCAAAUGGUGCUGGUAAAUCUACUUUAAUUAAAUUGUUAACUGCAGAAUUAGUUCCAGAUGAAGGUAAGGUUGAGAAGCAUCCGAAUUUACGUAUCGGUUAUAUUGCUCAACAUGCUUUACAACAUGUUAAUGAACAUAAAGAAAAGACAGCCAACCAAUAUUUGCAAUGGCGUUACAAAUUCGGUGAUGAUCGUGAAGUUUUAUUAAAGGAGUCUAGAAAAAUAUCGGAUGAAGAAAAGGAAUUAAUGACUAAGGAGAUUGAUAUUGAUGAUGGUAGAGGGCCAAGAGCCAUCGAAGCUAUUGUUGGUAGACAAAAGUUGAAGAAAACCUUCCAAUAUGAAGUGAAGUGGAAAUGGUGGAAACCAAAAUACAACUCUUGGGUUCCUAAGGACGUUUUAAUCGGUCAUGGUUUUGAAAAAUUGGUUCAGAAGUUUGACGAUCACGAAGCUUCUAGAGAAGGUUUAGGUUACCGUGAACUAACACCUUCAGUCAUUACAAAACAUUUUGAAGAUGUUGGAUUAGAUGCUGAAAUUGCAAACCAUACACCAAUGGGUUCAUUAUCCGGUGGUCAAUUAGUCAAAGUUGUCAUCGCAGGUGCUAUGUGGAAUAAUCCUCAUCUUUUAGUUUUAGAUGAACCUACCAAUUAUUUGGAUAGAGAUUCUUUAGGUGCUUUGGCUAUGGCAAUCCGUGAAUGGUCUGGUGGUGUUGUUAUGAUUUCACAUAACAACGAAUUCGUAGGCGCUUUAUGUCCUGAGCAAUGGAUUGUUGAAAACGGUAAAUUGACUCAAAAGGGUGUUGCCGAAGUUGAUCAAUCAAGAUUUGAGGAUGGUGGUAACACCGAAGCUGUUGGUUUAGCAAAAAAAUGUCUUCUCCAUCUGUUGUCGACGAUGAUUCUCCAGCUAAUAUUAAGGUCAAACAAAGAGUGA
Tetrapisispora phaffii CBS 4417 is the source of this 3384-nucleotide messenger RNA. RefSeq names its product New1p (gene NEW1). The record is from RefSeq and is a predicted model, not a curated record. The coding region runs from base 1 to 3384 and encodes 1127 amino acids. Gene Ontology annotation, molecular function: ATP hydrolysis activity; ATP binding. Lineage: Eukaryota; Fungi; Ascomycota; Saccharomycetes; Saccharomycetales; Saccharomycetaceae. The transcript has a single exon.